AUGUUCCGAACUCUGUGCUUUCCCAAGGCUUUGAUUCGACGCAAUGUCGCUACACGGGCAAAAAUGCCGUCCCUGCAGAAUCUUCCCGAUGAAUUGCUGCUCAACGUGAUCAACAAACUUUCGGUAUACAAUGUCAUGGCCUUGCCGCAACAAAGCCGUGGAAUACAUGCUCUAUGUGAUCUGAAAAAUCGUCAGAAAUAUCAUCAAUUGAAGUUCGGCCGAGAGAAGUACCCGCAGAUCCAUGAAGCUGUACUCAAAGCUGGACUAGACACAUUACUUGCCAUCUUACGAACUCCCUCCCUUGGAGAUUAUCUUCGGCGUGUGGACCUGUACGGAACUGGAAUGAUUGAGUUUGAUCCUGACUCCGAAAAUUCCAUCCAAGAUUCUAUACUUUCCCCUGAGGACAUCGACAGGCUCAAGCAAGCAAUCCUAGGCGCCGGCUUCCAAGAUGCACAGGAGCGCGAAUCUGAUUCAAGCACGGAAGCACUUCAGUUUAAAGAUGCCCUUAUUACGCUCUUAGUUGCAGCUGCCCCGAAUCUUGAAUUCAUUUCAAUGUAUCCAUUACUGGAAUACAUUCGAUUUUCAUCUGCUAGGAAUCAUGAAAGGGUGAAUCUUCUCCAAUCAUUACUAUAUCGGGCCUCUACGUCUGCAGAAUCGGUACCUUGCUGCCAAAAUCUACGAAAUAUUAGCUUCCACCCAGACGAUAAGCUUAACGAAUUCAAUGAGUACGUUGAAGACCCAUAUUAUCAUCGGCUUAAUAUGGUCCGUAAACUACCGGCUAUCGAAUCGGUCGCUUUUAAGCUGGUAACGUGGGGCAAUGAAGCCGGAAUACCACCUCCUCCCCGUUCUGCCAACUAUAGCAAGGUCAGCUUUACACAUUCUACAAUGGAAAGCUGGGAUCUUUGCCUUUUACUUCCACUAUCGGUGGUCGUUUACCCUGAGGGUGGCAACCCCUCGUUAUACGUGACUCCGAUAUUCAAGUCCCUUUGGAUACACCGCCAGACUUUAGAGGAAUUGAAUCUGGAUAUGGAGAGCCAGACAUCUCGGCAAGAAUUGUAUGAUGAGGAAUAUCAACCCUGUCAAGAAGAUAGGAUGACCGAAGAGGACCGAAAAGAUUAUGAGGAGCAAUGGGCAGACGAGCCGCAGGAGCUAGCCGCCGUAGAAAUCGCACCUGUACGCGUCUCCCUGAAAGACUUUUCACAGCUCAAGCAUCUCAGUAUUGGAGUCCAUACGCUAUGCUAUCUAGCUCGAGGUGCAGGAGAUGGCAAGAAGCAGCUUGAUUCAAAGUCUUUCAAUCUUGUUGAUCAUAUCCCAUCUACUCAUGAGUCUCUCCGGAUUUACGUGCUCGGAGAGCCCGUGGAUAGGAGUACCCCCUAUCUGGAUUACGAAUCUGAUCUAGAUGUCAAUGCCCAAAUACAGCAGCUGGCGCGUGAGAAAGAUGCCAAACUGCCAGGACUGAAGAUUUUUGAAGGCGUUGAUCCUUGCAUUCCAAAUGGCAGGAUUGUGGAUGAAGAGGCGGAUGAAGAUGAUCUAGAACUUUUCUGGAAAUAUCCAGAUGACAACAGGUUUGACCACAAUGUCAAUAGUAUCAAUGCUGUCACCAGUGUAAAUUAG
This is a messenger RNA of Penicillium psychrosexuale, 1614 nucleotides long. RefSeq lists its product as uncharacterized. The record is from RefSeq and is a predicted model, not a curated record. NCBI's taxonomy places the organism in Eukaryota, Fungi, Ascomycota, Eurotiomycetes, Eurotiales, Aspergillaceae. The coding region runs from base 1 to 1614 and encodes 537 amino acids. Gene Ontology annotation, molecular function: protein binding. The transcript has 3 exons.